CAUCAGUGCACCGCCGCCGGGGCUGGGGCCGGGGCUGGAGCUGUCAUCGGAACUGGACGCGGCGGACCUGAAGCUGGGCCGGGGCGGAGCGCCGCGCUGCGCCGGGGCCGCAAGGAGGGGUGUGUUGCUGCCGGCCCACCAAGAGCCGCCCCCAGCCCGCGCCGAGGUGCCCUCCUGCCAGGCCGCCUGCCUCCGCCUUCCGCCUCCCUCCAUUUCCCCGGAAUUUCAGCCCAGCGCGCCUGCACCCCGGCCCUUCUCUGGGUGGGGAAGCUCCGGGCCGCUUUCCGGCUUCACUCCUUCCUCGCAGGCUGGGCUCCCAGCCCCCUCUCUUCUUUUCCUGGAUUGGCUCCCACCCCUUUCGUUCCCCUUCCUUUAGCUCGGGCUCCCUGCCCCUUCCCUUAGCUGAGUCCCAGCUCCUCAGUCACUUUCCUCAGCCAAGGGUCCCAGCCUUCCCUCCUCCUUUUCCUUGCCUGGGGUCCAGCCUAUCCUGUCCCUUCCUCUGUCUCUAGGGUGCAGUCUCUUCCCCCACCCCUUUUUCCAGGCCUGGAGUUCCAGACCUUUUAGUCUCUUCCUGUGGUCCUUUCUGGGUCCUUGUCCCCUUUCCCCAGUUUGGAGUUCUCCAUUGCAAACCCAGCCUCCCUCCAUUCCCAGAGAUCUGCUUCCACACAAUUACCUCUCUAAAACAUGAACUUUUCCUAGGAACUGCCCCAGACUGUCUCCUACCUGCUGACCCCUUGCUACCUAUGUCCCAGGUCUUACUCUCACUUUGCUGACAGUCAAGGCCUGCUGAGCCAAGGGAUCAGCAUGAUGCCUCUGUGGUCGGGCGUCUGUGGCCGCUCUCCCCCACGAAUCUUCCCUUCAUUGCUCAUGGUGGUAGCCUUGGUGGGGUUGCUACCGGUUCUCAGGAGCCAUGGCCUCCAGCCCAGUCCUACUGCCAGCACCAUCCGAGGCUCAGAGCCACCACGGGAACGCUCUAUUGGGGAUGUCACCACCGCCCCACCAGAGAUUCCCCCCGAGAGCCGGCCUGUUAAUCAUUCCGUCACUGAACACAGCAUGAAGACUCGAAAGGCCUUUCCAGUCCUGGGCAUCGACUACACACAUGUGCGCACACCCUUUGAGAUCUCGCUCUGGAUCCUGCUGGCCUGCCUCAUGAAGAUAGGUUUCCAUGUGAUCCCCACUAUCUCGAGCAUCGUCCCGGAGAGCUGCCUGCUGAUCGUGGUGGGGCUGCUGGUGGGGGGCCUGAUCAAGGGCGUGGGCGAGACGCCCCCCUUCCUGCAAUCCGACGUCUUCUUCCUCUUCCUGCUGCCGCCCAUCAUCCUGGACGCGGGCUACUUCCUGCCGCUGCGGCAGUUCACAGAGAACCUGGGCACCAUCCUGAUCUUCGCCGUGGUGGGCACACUGUGGAAUGCCUUCUUCCUGGGCGGCCUCAUGUACGCCGUGUGCCUGGUGGGCGGCGAGCAGAUCAACAACAUUGGCCUUCUGGACAACCUGCUCUUUGGCAGCAUCAUCUCAGCCGUGGACCCCGUGGCCGUGCUGGCUGUCUUUGAGGAAAUUCACAUCAAUGAGCUGCUGCAUAUCCUUGUCUUUGGGGAGUCCCUGCUCAAUGACGCCGUCACUGUGGUCCUGUAUCAUCUCUUUGAGGAGUUUGCAAACUACGACCGAGUGGGCAUCGUGGACAUCGUCCUUGGCUUCCUGAGCUUCUUCGUGGUGUCCCUGGGCGGGGUGUUUGUGGGUGUGGUCUACGGGGUCAUCGCAGCCUUCACGUCCCGAUUCACCUCCCACAUCCGUGUCAUCGAGCCGCUCUUCGUCUUCCUCUACAGCUACAUGGCCUACCUAUCAGCCGAGCUCUUCCACCUGUCGGGUAUCAUGGCACUCAUUGCCUCGGGAGUGGUGAUGCGCCCCUACGUGGAGGCCAACAUCUCCCACAAGUCCCACACAACCAUCAAAUAUUUCCUGAAGAUGUGGAGCAGUGUCAGUGAGACCCUCAUCUUUAUCUUCCUCGGCGUCUCCACGGUGGCUGGCUCCCACCACUGGAACUGGACCUUUGUCAUCAGCACCCUGCUCUUCUGCCUUAUCGCCCGAGUGCUGGAUACCAACAUGUGGCCUUCUCCCACCCCCCUUCUGACAUCCAGCCACCGGAGGCCUUGUGAUAUCUCUAAAGCACAUCCAGGUGUGCUGGGCCUGACCUGGUUCAUCAACAAGUUCCGAAUUGUGAAGCUGACCCCCAAGGACCAGUUCAUCAUUGCCUACGGAGGCCUGCGAGGGGCCAUCGCCUUCUCCUUGGGCUACCUCCUGGACAAGAAGCACUUCCCCAUGUGUGACCUGUUCCUCACUGCCAUCAUCACUGUCAUCUUCUUCACCGUCUUUGUGCAGGGCAUGACCAUUCGGCCCCUGGUAGACCUGUUGGCUGUGAAGAAAAAGCAAGAGACAAAGCGUUCUAUCAACGAGGAAAUCCACACACAGUUCCUGGACCACCUUCUGACAGGCAUCGAGGACAUCUGUGGCCACUACGGCCACCACCACUGGAAGGACAAGCUCAACCGGUUUAACAAGAAGUAUGUGAAGAAGUGUCUGAUAGCCGGGGAGCGCUCCAAGGAGCCACAGCUCAUCGCCUUCUACCACAAGAUGGAGAUGAAGCAGGCCAUUGAGCUGGUGGAGAGCGGUGGCAUGGGCAAGAUCCCUUCUGCUGUCUCCACUGUCUCCAUGCAGAACAUCCACCCCAAGUCCCUGCCUGCCGAGCGCAUCCUGCCAGCUCUGUCCAAGGACAAGGAGGAGGAGAUUCGCAAAAUCCUGAGGAACAACUUGCAGAAGACCAGGCAGCGGCUGCGGUCCUACAACAGACACACACUGGUGGCAGAUCCCUAUGAGGAGGCCUGGAACCAGAUGCUGCUGCGCAGACAGAAGGCCCGGCAACUAGAGCAGAAGAUCAACAACUACCUGACGGUGCCGGCCCACAAGCUGGACUCACCCACCAUGUCGAGGGCCCGCAUCGGCUCAGACCCCCUGGCCUAUGAGCCGAAGGCCGAUUUGCCUGUUAUCACCAUCGACCCCGCCUCCCCGCAGUCUCCCGAGUCUGUGGACCUGGUGAACGAGGAGCUGAAGGGCAAGGUCUUGGGGCUGAACCGGGAUCCAGCAAGGGUGGUGGAGGAGGACGAGGAGGACGAUGGGGGCAUUGUGAUGCGGACCAAGGAGCCCUCCUCCCCAGGCACCGAUGAUGUCUUCACCCCUGGACCAAGUGACAGCCCCAGCUCCCAGAGGAUACAGCGCUGCCUUAGUGACCCAGGUCCUCACCCUGAGCCUGGGGAGGGAGAGCCUUUCAUCCCCAAGGGGCAGUAGCGCUGGAGUCAGUGGGCAGUGCCCAUCCCACCACAGACUCUCCCACCAGAACAGGGGCUGCUGGGGGAGCUGGGGACUCCCCUCGUCCUUCCUGACCUGGAUUGGCCCUGCCCCUCCCUCGACCGCAUGGCAGCUGGGCCCACAGCCCCAACCGCAGCACGGCUUCCCCUGCCUCCUGGGAAGCGCCCUCCCUCCCACCAGAACUGCCUUCCCAAUCCAUUUGGCAGAACUGUUGGGCUGGGAGGCAGAUUCUGCCCCUUCCUGAUCCAGGCUGUCUCCCAAACCUGGCCCAGGGCCUCUGGGAUUCCCAGCCCUCAGAGGCCUGCCUCCUACUCCAUCGCCCUUCUCAUUCAAACCAAUCUUAGUUCCUAACCAAAGAGCCUCUGGCUCAGUCUUGGUCCCACCUGGAAAGGGAAGGAGCCGAGACCUUUCUUGGCCUAGGCUGGGCCCUGCAUUAACAGUGGGAAGACUAGGGGACCAGGUAUCUGACUGGGGUACGAGUCAGUGACACACGGCAGGCCCACCCUCCUCCUGCUGGCUCUGUCACCUGGCCAGCCACCCUGACCUGUCUUCACUCAGAGCUGCAGGCCGAGGGCAUAUCUGAGCUUCCCUGACUGGAGCUGGGGCACUUUGGACAGUGAUGUGACUUAGCUUUCCAGACUGCUUCCCCAGGGACCACCAGACCCUUCAGGGGCUACUGUCAGGGGAGGAACUGUCAGGGGAUCCAGAAAGUGCUGCCUUUUUAUCUGUUUUGUCUGUUCACACUCCGUGUAUGAUUCAGUUUGCACAGAGGGCAUUCCUGUUUUUAAAACAUUUUGAACACCCCUGAUUGAACAGAGCUCUGGCCCUCCUACUCCAGAGCAUUACCCCUCCUCGUUUGUGCCUGUCUGCCCAACACUCUCCCCCAGAUCAGUCCUCUGCCUCCUGGGCUCUUAAAUGUGGCCCCAAGGCUGUGAUUUUAGAAGUGACCACACACACAUCCCGAUUCAUGAUUCUCUCUAACUCACUGAUGCUGGGCCUCCUGGCACCUCCUUUGCUCUUGGGCCUGACCCUCAGUCCCUGCUGACCUGUUCUUUCUCUCAUUCCCCCCACCCACCCCCUAGGCCCCUGGACCUCUUACGUGCCCCCAGACUCCCCCUCUUAUGUGCACCGCACCCAGCUUGCUGUGGAGCCCAGCCCUUGGGGGAGAAGGCCUUCCCCCAGCAUCUCCCACCCCACCAGGGCGGGUGGUGGGCAGAGUCCUGGGCCCUUAGGGGCCUUUGCUCACAGGCACACACUCCCACCCCCACUGCCACCAUGGCCAGGCCCAGGCCUAUUGGUGUCUGUCCUUCCCCAGGAUUGUGCAAUAGUCAGAGUGCCCCUCUUCCCAGCGGACUGGGCAGUGGGUGCUCAUCUGUCCCCCUCCUCUCCGUGCAAGUGCUGUUUUGGGCAGGAGUCCCCAUGCAAGGGUGACAUUGACAACCAUGUUCAAAGCCACCACAGCUGCUGCCGCUCUGCUGCCUGUACAGAAGAAACCGAAUCUUUUUCAUAUUCUAAUAAACACGUGUGAGUUUUUAUACA
Molecule: messenger RNA, 4896 nt
Organism: Herpailurus yagouaroundi (jaguarundi)
Lineage: Eukaryota; Metazoa; Chordata; Mammalia; Carnivora; Felidae
Gene: SLC9A1
Product: solute carrier family 9 member A1
Exons: 13
Coding region: 805-3336 (843 amino acids)
Biological process (GO): potassium ion transmembrane transport; proton transmembrane transport; regulation of intracellular pH
Cellular component (GO): plasma membrane
Molecular function (GO): potassium:proton antiporter activity; sodium:proton antiporter activity
Source: RefSeq, a predicted model, not a curated record